AUGACGUCAUUACUCGGAUUUUUCGCCGAAAUUUUCUCCUACGAAAACGUCGAAUUCGUCAUCUACAUGUAUCUCAUUCCAUUGGUCAGUUUUUUUUUCCUAGUUUGAGGGAUUUUUAUAAAAGGGAGUUUUUCUUUUCAAGCUUUACCUCUAACAUGAGCAAUAGGUACCUCAAUUCCAAGAAAGAUUCCCUUGAAAACAAUUUUAGAAAGUUUUGUUUUCGUCUCCUUCUUUCCAAUUUAGUUUCUUCUUCCAAUCCCUUUUUUUCUUAUUUUAUUCUUCGCGUGGGCAAUCGAGCUGGUAAUGAAAAAAUAGAUCCGAUGUUUGUAAUCUGAGCAAUAGGGAUGGGAAAAAGAGUUCGAAGAUCUUUUUUCGGCAAAGGGAGGUUCAAAAUUUGGGUUUUAUGGAGUUUUUUUUUGAGACUUGAAAAACUUUCAUACUUUUGGCCUUACUCAAAUAGUUUCCAAUAGUAUUUCAUACAUGCGAAAAAAAUAUUUUUUUAGAAAAAAAUUUCAAAAAGAGGUUUUUUGGGGUCGCAUGUAGAAUGGCUCGGAAGACGUGCGGUUCAAAAUAAAUUUCGAACUCUUGUACCUAUAUUAUAGCUUCAGGAAUAAUUUAUUAGGUCGUUUACUAAGUUUAUUUCUUUUUUCGGUUGAAAGUUACUUGGUGUAUAACUUUUCAAUUUUGGAUUCAAACAGCAAACAAUUUCUCCCCCGUCAUCCUCAGCUAUCUGUUAACAUGUCUGUUAAUUUUGGAGUUCUUGACUUUAAAACGAGCAAUGAUAUACUUAAAAAAAGGGCAACUAACUCGAUUUCAACCCCUCUUAGAGAAAUUUUCUUCUAAAAAAAAUUUAUGAUUCAAUGUUUUGUAGUUGAUGACAACGAGGGAGGAUGGAAGUACAGAUAGAGUAGGCAAGCUGACUUUUUAAACAAAAAACCAGCCUAAAAAUCUUUUUUCUUUAAAAGUUUUGGUCAGUGAUCAAUGACAAUGACAGGGUCGCUGAACAUUUAGACGCUUUUCUCAUGAACGGCUUUGAGGAUGAUUUUGAUUUUUUGUGGUUAUUUAGUACAGACAUGGUCUGUAUCAGUCACGUUUUCUUCAGAAGGUCUAAACGUUUGAUGCCGUCAGAGAGCCUCCAGAAGUUAAUCAAGCUAUCAUUUCAGUUGAAUACCGUUUCUCAAAAUUUUAGGCCGGAAAAACUCAGUUGAACCACUUCUGCUUUGACACAUGGCUGCAGUGACCUUUGUUGUACUUGUUUUUUUAUUAACUUGAGAGAUAGCAAAAGAACAGAAAAUUUGAGAGUGGAUAGAAACCACUGCCCCCGGGCUAUAAACAUUUUUUGAUGAAAAAAGCCUGUAAAAUUAAAUCCUCGAGUUUCACGGUAGCUGCCGGUUGCUAACGUUAUGCCUAUAUUUUUUUUCAAAACCCCAAACCUGAUAGAUAAUUAUGAAUGUACUUCGGGGGAAAUCAAACGAAAACAGGACGCGCAUUAUUUCAACAAUGUUGGCCGAUCAUAAAUUUGUAUGGUCUGGCUUUUGAAUAAAUAACUCAUUUCUCAAAUUUUUUGGAAGCUAACGAAAACUUUCACGAGCAACCACACGACCUCAGUUUACGUUUUAUGUAACUCGUUCGAAUGAUAAAAUUGAAAAAGUAAGAUAAAAAAUAAGUUCGCAAAACUUUCCAAAAAUCGAGAUUUUUCGAGUUCGGACAAAGUUCUGUAUCUUUUUUCUGCAUAGUGUUAUAGGAAUACAGUUAGUUUUAAUCUGAACUUCAGAUUGUGUAGUAGUAAAUACUAUAUGAAGCAAAAUUGUGAGAAGUGCUUUUCUGGUUGAAAACUUUUUUAAAAAAAGUCCUUCAAAAAAGAAAGAAACUUAGUAAACAACCUAAUAUUUACGCGUAAGUCGUUUCUUGGUCGGCUGCAAUUUAUUUGGAGCAUUUUGAGCCAUUCCAAAUGCGGCCAGAGGUGUUUCAAGCUGACGUGAAUUCACAAACCCUUGUUAUAUUUUUUCAAAAAUUAGUUCUUUCAGAUUUUGAACUUUCAUUAAAAAAAUUCCUUUAUUUAAAAGUAUAUUCUUGUUUUUCUAGUCGCAAAUUGUCUUCUUGUUUUUCCUCCAACUUGAGCAAAAAUCAAGAAAAAAAGUCAUUUCCUCGUUUUUUGCACGGUUUCUCGCUCAAAGUUAAUCCCGGAACUCGUCUUUUCGUUUUAAGACCUCUGUCGAUGAAGCUUUUAAUUGAGUUUUGGUCUUGUUUUCUUCCUUCCCCCUUACUUUACUUCAUUUACUGCAAAAAGGAAAAAUUUUCCUUUUAAUUGAAUUUGAGCUUAGAAAGAGGAAACUUCAAGGGGUUUCUGGCCGACCAGGAAGUUUUUUUUUCGAAAAUUUCGGUUGCUCUGAAAGAGAAGUGCUCUAGUAGACUGUGGAUAAGUUAUAAAAUUAAAAAAAAGAAUUUUUUUGAAAAAAAUUUUUGAAGAAAUUUCAGAAUUAUCUACUCAGAAGUGUGCUCUAGGAGCCCGUAGAUAAGUUAUAAAAUUUAAAAAAAGUAAUUUUUUUCAAAAAGGUUGUUAAUCUAGCUUCUUUGAUUCCGAGUUUUUCGACCGCAUUUGGAAUGGCUCAAACAGUCGCGGCUCAAUUUUAGCGAAACUGGUUUUAAUACGAGUGUUUUUCUGGGUCUUGCGCAAGUAGUUUCAAGUCGGGCGCUUCUCAAAGCCUAAAUCUACUGAUUUUUAAAAUUUCCACCGCUUCUGUAAUGACUCAAAGUGUCAGAGCAUUUUGAAAUCGAAAAAUCUUGAUUUCAAAAUCUUCCGAGCGCAAGUAGUUUUAAGUCGGACGCGAAGGGUUAAGCCAUUCCAAGUGCGACCAAGCCUUGAGGCAUAUACUUUAUACCUCCCAAUCUAAAAAAGACUGAACUAUCUGCGUUCUCUCGUGUUUACACGCUAUUUUCUCUCCCAUGACCUGACCGAUGAGAGAAAAGAGAGCGCAGACAGGUCAGACUGUUACAAGUUGUGGUGAAUGAACUUUAGGCCAUUUUUUGAAAAAAGAAAGAUAAUGAAGCAUCGCGAAACUUUCUCCAAGGGUAGAAUAAUUAUCGGUGGAACGUUUAUUCAGGUAAUUAAGUCAUUUAUGAGUAAUUGAAAUAAUGUUCCGGAGGCAAUUUUUGAGCCAAAAGUGGACUUUUUUAUGUUUCUUGAUGAAGGGAAUGUAUAGGGAGUUUUGCUAAAUUUGAAAAAAAAAAUCAUGUGGUUAAAAAGAUCCAGUGUUUUAACUGAUCAAGCGACGCCCCUUUUCAUUCAAAGAUGCAAAACCCUUUUUUAAAAGUACCCCUGCGCCUUUAAUAAGGCUGAAAAAUGGUCAAAUUUCAAUUUCAUUUUUCUUGAUGAAGGGGAUGUAUAGGGAGUUUUGAUGAAAAAAGCUGACCAAGCCACGCCCCUUUUCAUUCAAAGUUCAAUACCCUUUUUUGAAAGUACACCUGCGCCUUUAAUAAGGCUAAAAAAUGGUCAAAUUUCAAAUUUUUUCCAUUUUUUAAAAUUGGAAAAUUCUCAAAAAAUUUCCUGCGCCUUUAAUUGAGCAACAAUUAAAAACGAAACGAAACAAAUAAAAACGAUCUUUGAGCAAAAAAAAAGGGAACUAGACGAAAAACCGCCUGAGGUCAUUACGUGAAGCCGUUAUGUCUCUAAUUACGUCUGGCCGCAUCUUUUUCAUAAAUUUUUCUCUCAUUUGAGAAAAUUUGGAAAAUAUCGUCUGCAGACAUAAGUUUUGAGCUUAGAAAAUGAAAAUUUCUAGUCGGGAAUCUUUUAAAAAAAACUUUUUUUAACGGAGUUUUCUGUUUCAAUCAGCUUAUUCACGUUCCAUUUUUUUUACUUUGAAGAUAAGUCUAUUAUGCCGGAUUCGAAAAUAAUAAACUCAUUUUACUUUCGUCUGUGAUGACGUCAUUUUUUUCGUCCAAAUGACGUCAGAACCAAUAAGUUUGUCAGCAAAAAUCGGAGCGGGAUCGAACCAGCGACCUUUCGAGCCAUAAUCUGCUUUCUUAGCCGCUUAGCUAUAGAGCAAAAUCUUUCGAGAAAGUCUUAGAUACCCCUUUGGAAAAUUAAUCGAACUUAUCAAUGACGUCACAAUAUAUACUAAAAUGACGUCACUUUCAUAAUUUGACUUCUUCAGCAAAAACAGCUGAGGGGAUCGAACCAGCGACCUUUUCAGCCUUAAGCUGACCUUUUAGCCAUUUUACCAUUCGAUUAUAUAGACCUUAACUCUCCAAAAUCAUCGAAACGCGGAGGAGAAGCUGAAAUUUGCAUUUGGCAGUGGGGCGACAUUGAUAUGAAUUAUUCAUGGGUGUUGAGUUUUUUGAAGAGAGAGGAAACUAUCCAUUGAUAUCGAAGGGUUUCUUGAAAAGAAGAUGACGUCAUCAUGAGGGAUUCGGGAGCCACAAUCAAGCUUCUGAUUGGCUCGAAAUUUCGAAUUCUCUUGGGUGAUGACGUCAUCUUUUGGUUUUGAUGAAGUGGUUCUUUAAUUUAUGUACGUUUCGAAGGCAAAAAAGUUUGGAAGGGGUUAGGAUCGAACCAGGGACCUUUGGAUUGAUAGUCAAGAGCUCUACCGACUGAGCCAAGGAGUAUAGUUCUCGAGUACGGUUAAGCUAGUGUGAGGAUAGAAAUUUUCAUUAAAAUAUUGAUUUUUUCCCACAAAAAUGCCUAGAAGACCGACGACCCUCCGGACGUUAUUUGAGCAAUUCACCGAUUGAACCAAGAUUUCCUCUUCAAAAAAAACUUUAAAAAAUGUGUUCUGUGCCUAAAAAAAUGGCAAAAACGGCGAUGAGAUCGAUCCUGUGACCCUUUUAGUGGCUAUAAACCUUUUUUCUGAUCCACCCGUUUUAUUAAAAAAUUAAAAAAGUAUUUCUAACUUUCCAAGAAAAAGUUCGACUUCCGUAAAAGGUCGAUUUUCCUUUUUACGACGAAAUUUUCGAGCCCUAAUCAAUUGAAUUUACCGGUGCCUGGCACGAUAUGGCACCAAAUUACACUCGAAUUCAUAUUAAUUCUGAUUUGAAAUUGAAAAAGUGAUUUCCUCGGCACUCCAUUGAAUAAAAGAGCAGGGUUUAGAACAAAAUAUAUGAAAAAAAGGGGAAAAAUUGAAAAAAAAAAAUCCGAAGUUGCCAAACUCGCUGAAGAUUUGAGAAAGUGCGCUCUAUCGAUAAAAGGACAUCUGCGAAGUUGUUCAUAAAAAUUCAAAACUUAUCAAAGCUCCCGACAUAUUUUUGAAAACUUUUUUUCCCCAGUUUUUUCAAUGUUUCAAAAUCCCCAAAAACUUUAAAGAAAAGCUAUUUCUCAGGUCUGUAUCCCCGGAAUCAUCGCCGCUACCAUGUCUUCGAUUGUCUUCGCCAGAAUGCGACAAACUUCUUUGGAGGUUUCUAUUUUUUAUUCGGAUUUUUAAAAAAAUCGAAAGUCGGUGUGACUUUGAAUAUUUGGCUCCUAGAGUUGCCCUAGAAACAUGAUUUUGUGCUUGAGAUUUUUUGAGUCUUAGAAUUGACAUUUUAGGUCAACUUACUGUUUCAGUGAAAUCGGGAUUAUUGAGAAAUUUCAUAUAUUUUCAAUCCGUAUUUGUUUGACAAGACCAAAAUUAUCCUCUCAUUUUAUCAUGUGAUCCGCUAAAAAAAAAUAAUCAACCCUGGUUUUUAAAACUAUUUAUUUCGAAAAGUCACAAGUUCCCUUCGAGACCCAAAAAAAUCCAAAAAAAGUUUUUUUCAAAUCAGGUGAAUUUUUUUCAUGAUUCAAUCAUUAUUUUUAAACUGGAAAGACUUACAAAAAUAUAUAUAUAUAUGUAUUUUUUUCAAUUUUACCCAAUUUUUUUAAUCAUUUAUCAUUCAAAAAAAUAUAGAAAAAAACCCUUACAAGGAACUUUUUUUUUCCUUCCCAAAAAAGGCCGGAAUUUAUGAGGGCGCGUAGGAAAUGAAGCGCAACGUGAAUAAUUUGCCCUUCUCCACUCGAGUUGUUAAAUUAAAGAGUGGUAGGAUAAAGGGCAAGUGCAGGAGGAUGAAAUUCGGAAAAAAGUGCUUAUUUUUCUGAUUUUUAAUGGUUAAAGGGACUUCUUUCAAAGUAAAAUUGUGGAAAAUCUCAUUUUUAAAAAAUUUCUUGAAGCUGACCAGGGAAUGUUCUCAGUUCACACUUCUGAAUGAAACUAGGCUCACUAGAUGCAGUUUUUCACGCUGAUUCUGAAUCUGUGCUCAAAAACUUCCGAGGAGCUCUGUGAAAAAAGUUAUGGACCCAGUCGAAGAUUUCAUAAUUUCCGAUUGAGCUCAUUUUUGAAAGAUAUAUAGUCCUUGCUCCCUUUGUCACGAAUAACUAUUUGAUUUUCUCAAAAAGGUUCCGGAGCCUAGAUAUGAUUUUUCAAAGUCACAAGAGCAAGCGCGCGCGGCGAUCCGGCGGCCGGCGAAGCAACGGCACCGAGGAGCAGUGGUAAAGCGGCGGACUGGGGUCCACGAGGUCAUAGGUUCGGUCCCCACGCUGUGCAAACUUUUUUGCAAUUUUUGCUUUUCCGGAUAUUUUCGUACAACUGCAUCUAGUGAGCCUAGUCUCAGAAGUCCCACUUUGAGCUGAGAACUUCCCUUGUGAUGUGUAAAAAGGGAAUUUUCGACAUUUUUCCAUAAUGUGCCCGACUUGAAACCACUUUAAGGAUAAUAAAUUUUUUCGAGGCUUUCUUGUCCUUAUUUUUUACAAGUAAUCAGAUCGUUGUGUUCAAGUUGAAGGGAAAAAUAAUUCCCAAAACAGUAAUUGUUUGAGUUUUCAAUAUUCAAGGUUCCACUACCAUAUAAAAAAAACCACGCGUUUUAAAAUUUUCAUUUAUAUUUCUAGAAAAUGAUGAAAAAAAGAAUAUUUCAAAGUUUUUAAAUGUUGAGUUAUUCAUUACAGCGGGCUGAUGAGCUUCAUCCGAUGCUAUUAUGCGAAAACCGUUACGAGUCGGGCGCGCCUUUUUUUCUUAAAACUAUGAAAAAAGAGCCAUUAAAAAUGCACAUAGAAGCCUCAAAAUAUAAAUUGUGCAAGAAAAAUUCGAUUUAUCUUCAAUCAUUCAUUUUUCCCUCAAGGUUCUACUCUGUGGCCUAUCUUUAUUUGACGUCAUCUUACUAACUUCCUCCAUUCUGAUCUACCCGUCAAUGUGCGCCUGCUCCAAAGAGGAGAAUCGGGUAAGAUGAGCAAUAUUGAUCGAAAAUGAGCAACACAUUUUACAGGCCGACAGUUUUGUCUGUCACUUUUUCUGGCGAUGUACCAUCAUCAUCUGGCCGUUGUCCUUGAUGGCGCAAGUUGGUGAGUAUUUUCGAUUUUUGGGUUUAUUGAAGUGUUCAAAAUCUGAAAAUUGGUCGUUUAGUUUCAAUCGAUAGAGGAGAUCACGGAGAUCAAGGAAAACUUGGUUUGACCUUCGUAGGUCAAAUAGGAUCUGAGAUAUAGGCGAUCAAACUUUGAGGUCGACUAUUGAAAAAUUGAUCAAGUUUAGUAUCAAUCGAUAGAGGAGAUCACGGAGAUUGAGAAAAACUAGAUCUCUAAGUUCCUAACCUCCCAGAAGUCGAGUUGUGAGUCUUCAAAAACUUCAAAAAAUCAUAACUUUCUUUCUAGGAGCCCAAAAACUUUUUUACCUAGAUAUUAUGGCUUCUGACGUCAUUUCCUAUCGAUUCAUGUCAAAAUCUCGAAAACUUCGAUUUUCGGAAAAAAUCGAAAAAAGUACAGUCUAACCCCUUCGGAUUUUUUGAGCUUCUGAGGUCAUGGAAGCCGAUCUGGACGAAAUGUAUACCAAUCGACAGAUCUCGAUUAAAAAAUAACCGGAGGCCAGGUUUGACCUCCGUAGGUCAAAUAGGAACUAAGUUAUAGGCGAUCAAACUAAGAGGUCAAAAUCUGAAAAUAGGUCAAAUUUCGUAUCAAUCGAUAAAGGGGAUCGAGGAGAUCAAGAAAAACUUGGUUUGACUUUCGUAGGUCAAAUAGAAUCUGAGAUAUAGGCGAUCAAACUUUGAGGUCGACCAUUGGAAAAUUGAUCAAAUUCCGUUUCAAUCGAUAAAGGGGAUCAAGGAAAUCAAGAAAAAGUAUGUCUCUAAGUUCUUAACCUCCUAGAAGUCGAGUUAUGACUCUUUCUAAAAACUUCAAAAAUUCAUAACUUUGUUCCUAGGAUCCCAGGAACUUUUUGACUUAGAUAUUUGAGCUUCUGAGAUCAUUUCCUAUCGAUUGAUAUGAAAAUCUCGGAAACUUUGGUUUUCGGGAAAAUCGAAAAAAGUACAGUCUAACCCUUACGUUUUUUUUGAGCUUCUAAGGUCAUGGAAGCCGAUCUGGACGAAAUGUAUAUCAGUCGAUAGAUCUCGAUAAAAAAAAUAACCGGAAGCCAGGUUUGACCUCCCUAGGUCAACUAGGAACUAAGUUAUAGGCGGUCAAACUAUGAGGUAAAAACCUGAAAAUUGGUCGAAUUUGGUCUCAAUCGAUAGAGGAGGUCACGGAGAUCAAGAAAAACUAGGUCUCUAAGCUCCUAACCUCCUAGAAGUCGAAAAAACAAAAAAUUUCAAAUUCGAAAUUCCUCGACAACUAUGACGUCAUGGAAUCAAAUAUAUAUAACAAGGCGAAACUCAGGUUCGGUCUGGACAUGCGUCGCCGUCACGUUCGACCGAUUCAUCGCCGUCUCUUUUCCGAUCAAGAAGCGCGUCUGGUGCACACCGUCGACGUCAGCCGCGGUCCUCUGCGUCAUCACUGUUUUCAGGUACCUAGUGACGUCAUCUCAUUGAAUGCACCAGAUUUUUACACAGUUACAUUCCAAAAACCGCUUCAAGUCGGUCGCAAAAUGGCAUAAUUCAGCGCCCUGUUCAAGCUGCCGUCCUUCUUCGAGGUGCGGCUCGACGAGAAGGGCGAGGUUCAGAUGACGUGGCUCCGGGAGAACGUCUUCUACAUCACUUUCUACGUCUUCUACCUCUACGUCGCCGUCAUUCAGUUGGUCCCGUGGACGGCUAUCAUCGCACUGAAUGCCGUAGUUAUUCACAAGGUGGUCACUUGAGGGUUUGAGAUUCAUGACGUCAUUUUUUAAGGUCCGAUUAGCGUACCGACUUCAGGCGGUUUUGAUCCAGAACUCGGAGAAGCCUCGCUCGAAGAGAGAAGAUGCGGAGAGACGGUUCGUUCUUUUCGAUUUAUUACUGUAGAUUACUGUAUUUUGAAUGAAGAUUACGGUAGAUAUUAUAGUUUCGAAAAUUGACCGUUCGAUCGACCGUUCGACCAAUAUUUUUUCAACAUGUCAUAAUAAAUGGUCAUUGGUCGAACGGUUGGAGUUUCAACAUUUCAACAUGUCACUUCAGAGUGACAUGUUGGUUUUUGACCGUUCGAAAUGUCUUUCUGAAAAUGGUCGGUCAUUUUUCGAACGUUCGAAAUGUCACUUCGAAAUUGGUCGGUCAUUUUUCGAACGUUCGAAAUGUCACUUCGAAAUUGGUCGGUCAUUUUUCGAACGUUCGAAAUGUCACUUCAAAAAUGUUCGGUCAGUUUUUGACCGUUCAAAAUGUCACUCUUAAAAUGGUCGGUCAUUUUUUGACCGUUCGAAAUGCCUAUUCGUAAAUUUUCUGUUACGCUGGAAGUGAGGGCUCGUGCGAGAGACACAUUCCUUCUUGCUGCGUUCCAGUAUUUCAUUUGCAAACUUUGAGCCGUCAUAAUUUGACUACGAGGCUAAAGGCGAGAUAUUUUAUUUUUGAUUUGGAAUCAGCAUGCCUUAAAGUACACCCCUGCGAAGUUUCAUCAAAAAUUCAACCGGGGGAUUGAAACAGUUUCCUUGUCAGAGUAACUAGAAGCUUAUUUAUUAUCACGAAGCACGCGGAGUUUUUUCAAAAUUCCAUACUUUUCGCAAACGUUGAUUCAAUUUAUUUCAUUUCAGACACUUCAAACUUUUUUCAGUCAAAUUUCGAUCGUUUGAAACGCCAUUUCAAAAUUGGUUGUUCAUUUUUUGACCGUUCGAAAUGUCACUCUGAAAAUGGUCGGUCAUUUUUCGAACGUUCGAAAUGUCACUUCCAAAUUGGUCGGUCAUUUUUCGAACGUUCGAAAUGUCACUUCAAAAAUGUUCGGUCAGUUUUUGACCGUUCGAAAUGUCACUCUGAAAAUGGUCGGUCAUUUUUCGAACGUUCGAAAUGUCACUUCCAAAUUGGUCGGUCAUUUUUCGAACGUUCGAAAUGUCACUUCCAAAUUGGUCGGUUGGUUUCGUAAAUUUCAGAAAUUGGUCGGUCAAACGAACGGUCAGAAAAAUGACAUGUUAUAACCGUUCGAAAAACUGAACGGUCAUAUCAGUUGAACGGUCUAAUUGGUCGAACGGUCGAAUUUUAGAACACUAGUAGAUAUAUAGCUUGGUUUCUUUUUAAUGUUUUUGUGUUCGAUAGUGCCUUCUUUCUGCUGUUUUGUUAAAGUUUUACCUCGAAAUUUACACUUUUUUCAGGGUUACGGUAAUGGCGACAGUAAUGACUGGAAUAUUCAUAAUCUGCAACAUUCCGCCGGGUGUCAACAACCUCGUCGAUCACCUCGACGUCAGCUAUAAAUACGUCUUCAGGCAGAGGAUUCCUCUGUCGAAUUUGCUCGUCUGUGUUAAUAGGUAUAGCUUUUUUCAGAUUUUAAAUCUUCUGAUUCCCGUUUCAACUCAAAAAACUACAUUUUCAGUGCCUCGAACAUGUUGAUCUACUGCGUAUUCAAUGCAAAGUUCCGACAAGGAGCUCUGAGAUUAAUCGGAGUCCGAAGGAAAGGAAGCCGUGGCAGUGUUUCGCGUCUUCAUGAGACCAGUUAUAUGGUUAGUUUUAGACCACAGGAAAAAUGGCAAAAAAAUUUUUUCGGUUGGGAUCGAACCCUUAACCUUCCGAGCCUUGAGCUAGAACGUAACCGGCUGAGCUAAUACAAAGGCAAAAACAUUUUUUUCUUGUUAGGGAUCGGAGCUGAGACCUUCCAAGUAUCAAGCUGGUAUCUUGUCUGAGAUUUGGAUUUUUGAAUACAGAAAAAUGGCAAAAAAUUUUCUGUCGCUGUGUGGGAUUGAACCUACAACCUCUCAAGCGGGUCCAUUGCCGUCUGAGCCAGUUUUAAUUUGAAAUUUUGAUCACAGAAAAAGGGCAAAAAACUUUCUGUCCUGGUGUGGGAUUGAACCUGUGACCUCUCGAACUUCAAACUGGUCUCUUACCGACAGAUCCAGCCUGAAUUUUUGAUUUUUUGAGUACAGAAAAAUGGCAAAGAAUUUUCUGUUCUUGUGGGGGAUUGAACCUGAGACCUUUCAAGCCUCAAGCUAUCCUCUUACCAACUUAGCCAACCAAAAUUUUUGAUUUUUAAGCACAGAAAAAUGGCAAAAAACUUUCUGUCCUGGUGAGGGAUUGAACCCGUGACUCUUUGAGGCUCAAGCUGGUCUCUUACCAACAGAUCCCGUCUGGAUUUUUGAUUUUUAAAUACUAAAAAAUGGCAAAAAACGUUGUCAGGGAUUGAACCUACGACCUCUCAAGCGUGUCCCUUACCGUCUGAACCAGUAUAAAUUUUAAAAUUUGGUUUCAUAAAAAUGGCAAAAAGCUUUCUGUCCUUGUGAGGGAUUGAACCUGUGACUUCUUGAGCCUCAAGCUAUCCUCUUACCAACUGGGCCAACCGGAAUUUUUUUGAUUUUUAAAUACAGAAAAAGUGGCAAAAAAUUUUUCUGUCCUUGCGGGGGAUUGAACCUGAGAGCUCUCAAGCCUCAAGCUGGUCUCUUACCAACAGAUCCCGUCUGGAUUUUUGAUAUUUAAAUACUAAAGAAUGGCAAAAAACGUUGUCAGGGAUUGAACCUACGACCUCUCAAGCGUGUCCCUUACCGUCUGAACCAGUAUAAAUUUUAAAAUUUGGUUUCAUAAAAAUGGCAAAAAGCUUUCUGUCCUUGUGAGGGAUUGAACCUACGACCAUUCAAUCGAGACUGAGCCAGCUUAAAUUCGAAAUUUUGAUCACGGAAAAAUGGCAAAAAACUUUAUGUCCUUGUGGGGGAUUGAACCUGAAAGUUCUCAAGCGGCUCUCUUACCGUUUAAGCCAACCGGAAUUUUUGUUUUCAAACAGCGAAAAAGGGCAAAAAACGCGCUACCCUUGUGUGGGAUUGAACCUGUGACCUCUCGAACUUCAAGCUAACCUCUAACCAACUGAGCCAAGUCUAAGAUUUUUAGUUUCAGAUGCGUUCCCGCGUCGCUACCAGUGAAAACCUACAGAAAAACGCCGAUUCUCCGACGCCUUGCUGA
This is a messenger RNA of Caenorhabditis auriculariae, 12207 nucleotides long. The record is from the annotation of a GenBank genome assembly. Lineage: Eukaryota; Metazoa; Nematoda; Chromadorea; Rhabditida; Rhabditidae.